Messenger RNA from Sander lucioperca (pikeperch), 912 nucleotides. RefSeq names its product sialoadhesin-like. NCBI's taxonomy places the organism in Eukaryota, Metazoa, Chordata, Actinopteri, Perciformes, Percidae. Bases 34 to 867 code for a protein of 277 amino acids. The record is from RefSeq and is a predicted model, not a curated record. The transcript has 8 exons.
UAACUCUGUAAAUGUAUUUUAGAUGGUGAUCAGAUGAAGAUAAGAAGCUCCAGAGAUGACGGAGAGUUUAAAAGAGGAGAAGCAGUCACACUGAACUGUUCUGCUGCAAUCUGCACUAUCCACCAACUGGAGGUCACCUGGUUCAGAGAUGGCCACGCCCUCUCAGAAACUGGCCCCGCCCUCCAUCUCAACAACCUGACUGCAAAGGAUUGUGGGAACUACACCUGUGGUUUGAAGAAGAACAACCGCACCCUCUCAGUGCCGUACAGCCUGCAUGUGGAAGAUCAGAUGAAGAUAAGAAGCUCCAGAGAUGAUGGAGAGUUUAAAAGAGGGGAAGCAGUCACACUGAACUGCACCACAAGCUGCACUAUCCACCAACUGGAGGUCACCUGGUUCAGAGAUGGCCACGCCCUCUCAGAGACUGGCCCCACCCUCCAUCUCAGCUAUCUGACUGCAAAGAAUUCUGGUAACUACACCUGUGGUUUGAAGAAGAACAACCGCACCCUCUCCGUCCCGUAUAGCCUGCAUGUGGAGGCUGACGAGGAAGGAGGAGGUCUGCCUCUGAUUGUUGGUCUCGUGGUCGGGGUCCUGCUGUUUCUCUUCGCUGUUAUUCUGGUCGUCUGCAUCAUCAAAAGGAAGAGAGCAGCAGGUCUGGAUCAGACAGCCGUGGGACGGGACGGGGAACAAGAGCACUCUGAUAACAUCUACAGCAACGACUUCCUGCCGCUUGCUGAGCAGCAGGGACCCAGCAGGGCUGUGGAGGAAGUCAGCUACGCCUCGGUCCAGUUCACACACAAGAAGCAGGCCAGACCGGUGGAGGAGGUGGAGGACUCCAUCAUCUACAGCUCUGUAGCCAGAACAGGCUGAAGACAAACCACACCAUGAUGGCAGAUAAUCAGUUUUAUAUAUAUU